AUGGAUGUCGUGGCGGAUGAAUUGACCGUGACUGUCGGCGAGGGCCGGAAGCUGUUGGAUCAUGUGAGCUGUUCUAUCGAUGCCACCGAGAUGGUGGCUUUAAUGGGGCCCUCAGGGGCUGGGAAAACCACGCUGCUGAAUUGCAUGGUGGGGAGAAGCGCGGGUGGCGUCAUGCAAGGCGCCAUCACCUACAAUGCGCAGCAGCUUUCGAAAGUUCGCGCAAACAUUGGCUACGUGACACAGGAGGACAUCAUGUAUGAGACCCUAACACCGCGGGAAAACCUGACAUUCGCAGCUGCCUUCAUUUUGCCCAAGGUCUCCAAGGAAAACCGCAGCAAGGAGGUGGAAAACGUCAUCGAAAAGCUGAAUCUCACGAAGUGUGCGAACACGGUGGUUGGGUCGCCCGGCCUUGUACGUGGCAUCUCAGGAGGUGAGCGGAAACGCACCAACGUGGCCCUGUCGUUGUUGGGGAACCCCUCACUGCUGCUGUUGGAUGAACCCACCAGCGGCUUGGACUCCAAGAUGUCUGACUCCUUGAUGAGAGAUGUGAAGCACAUCACCGAGCAAGGUUGCACCGUGGUUGCUACCAUCCACCAACCUUCCGAAGCAGUGUUCAUGCGCUUUGACAAGGUUUUGCUGUUGGAGACAGGUAGGGUUGCCUACUAUGGUUUCAUCUCCAACCUGCGGGCCUCUCUUAAUGGCCUGGGAUUUUCUUGUCCUGCAGGGGUCCCAUUGCCUGAGUUGCUCCUAGAUAUUUUGGAGCCGCCUGGAGAAGCGGCUCAAGCUGCAGCUCACCGAGACAGAUUGAGAAAGCUGAAGCAGUUCUCGCAUGCAGAAAGUGCGAUGAAGGGUUCAUCCGAGCCAGCCAUUGAUAGCACCAAAGCAACGGACAGCCGAGCCAAUUUCUGCACGCAACUUGUGGUGCUUCUGAGGAGGGAGAUGGUGAAUGUGAAACGAAACAAGGCCCUUACAGUCGUUCGCACUGUCCAAACAGUGGCGUCCUCACUUCUGAUCGGCUUGAUCUUCCUGCAGAUAGAGCGCAACAUGUCAGGCCUUCAGCCGCGCUUGUUCUCGAGUUUCCUGCUGGUAUUUGCGCAGUUCCUCUUUGCCUUGUUGGGGGUCGUCAAUGCAUUCCCGGCAGAGCGGGCAGUGUUCCUGCGCGAGACGCAGGACAAGCUCUACCAUCCAGCUGCUUUCUACCUGGCGAAAGUCUUGGUCGAUACGCUGAUGCAAAGCUUUUUCCCUCUCUUGGUGCUGGCCAUCAGCUACCCACUCAUCGGCUUGAACGGAGAAUCAGCUGAUCGGGUCCUGUGGUUCUAUGCCAUCAUGGCCGUCAGCUCGAAUUGCGGUGCUGCGGUGGGCUUCAUGGUCUCAGCAGCCGUGCCCAGUGUGAACCUGGCCCUGUCCAUUGCACCGGGGCUGGUGAUGCCACAGCUGCUGCUGGCUGGCAUCUUCAUCAAGGUAGAAGACCUGCCACAGCCUUUCAAUGCCCUCAGCUAUUUGAUGGUCGCACGAUACGCGGUGCAAGCAACAGUGGUGAAUGAGUUCAACUGCGUUGCGAAGGAUGAUUGCCUGCCUCAGGCUGGGCGCGCAUGGUUGGCAUUUAUACAUCUUUUGGAAUCAUCAAGUGAGGCAGGUGUUUGUGUACCAUCUUCAGGUAUGGAGGAACAGUUCGGCAGAUCUUUGCGACCAAUCCCCUUGCGAUUUCUGCUGCACCAGCCACGAGAUGAUGGCGGCAGGUGGCGGCUCCAAACAGGUGGACUCUGUCCUGUGCUGUCCUGUGAAGAUGCUCUGGCAUUUCUGGGCAUGGACCAGAUUUGGCCCAUGGGAGGAAGCCAUGAGGAGAUCUGA
Molecule: messenger RNA, 1851 nt
Organism: Cladocopium goreaui
Lineage: Eukaryota; Dinophyceae; Suessiales; Symbiodiniaceae
Source: the annotation of a GenBank genome assembly